Caenorhabditis sp. 36 PRJEB53466 is the source of this 4582-nucleotide messenger RNA. The record is from the annotation of a GenBank genome assembly. NCBI's taxonomy places the organism in Eukaryota, Metazoa, Nematoda, Chromadorea, Rhabditida, Rhabditidae.
AUGAUCCAAGCACUCUUACUACUCGCCUCGGUGCUUGGAGCCUCCGUUUAUUAUUGGCAACACAAUAAGGAAUGGUCUUAUGUCCAGACACUGGACUCUGUGAAUCGCAAUGAUAUCAUCCAACCCAAGUACGGUAAGUGCGCAUCUGAGCCCGAUCAUAGCUAGUCGAAGCGUACCUGAAGUGCGGCUUGUUAGGCAACAUGCCAUUAGAAGUUAUUUAACAGUAGUCCCGAACCUUGUCAAAGUAUUGAAAAACUUGAAAACAUGAUUUUUCCCUAGAUUCAGUUUGUACAGAUCCUAGGCUGUAAAAUAACUUGAAAAGAAUUUCUGAACCUGCUCUUCUUCCAGACCCGCACCCAAUGCUCUACAACUACUGUCCAUGGCCGAUUCUUCAGCCAGACGAGCCAGACAUUCAAAAGUACUUGAAGAGAAGAAAGUAGGCGACUAAAGACAAACGAUUUCAAAAGAUCAUAGCACAGACUAAAAUCUUGUCGGACACACACACACGCGCACAGACAUUAACAUUUUCAUUUCUCAAUGCCUUUCGCUUGCGCAGAUAAAAACCGCCCUGAUGACGGCUGGAAACUUCAUUGGCACGGAUGCCGAGGAGUGACCAGCACGUGAACUUACUGAUUCGCGCCAAACGAAUAGAGAAUGAAAAGAUAUGACAGAGAGAAGAACAGGAACACCCAAAAGGAACGCAACUUUUUUUUUGCAUUUCGAUUAUCUCGCAUCUUCUUGGCAAGAGAGAGAGAGAGAGAAAAUCGUUCUCAUCAUCACUCUGUGAUGAGGAACGUGAUGCAUAUUAGAUAAUAGAUACACGCAUUUUUUGUGACCAAGACUGGCCGCUAAUUGUCGGGGAUCUUUGGGAUUUAGUCACAGCUCUUAGAUAAGUCCGAGCUAACGCUCGAAGGCGGCUUCACCGCUUGUUUGUUUCUCAAAACUGUUUGAAAAGUUAAUGUGUUCAUUUUUCAAUUUCUCCGUCGCUACUUUUUCAGAAAUGAAAUCAUCAUCAUCAUCGUUCUAAUUAAUAUAACUCUUGCGGGUCCCUCUGUUUGUUUGUUUGUUUAUCUCUUUGUUUGUCCGUCCCCACGAUCAUUUCUAAAAUAAUUUCAUUGUGAACUUUCAAAAAGUUAUGGGAAACAAACAAGCGGUAGCUUGGACCGCGCAUCGGGCCCAGUUUCAAAAAGUCUUGUGAUUUUAGACAACCUUUUCAUAAGAUCAGGAACUGAUUUUUUGAAUUUCAUGAAUAGCGCUUUCCACACGCUACAGUAGCCAUGGAAGUGUUGUCUUAGACGGGAAAAGGUGAGGUUCAAGUCACGGCCACUUUUACUUGACCUCAACAUCCCACACAGUAAGCUAGGCCAACGUUGGACAUCUUCUUUCUCGAGAGACGACCGGUCCAUGUUCUUUUCCCUUCCUUUUGGCCUUGUCUGCUGGGUUGGUUUGUAAUGUGAGAUGAUCCCAUCGUUUCCAGUUUAAAUCAUCCUCCUUUCUUCUUCUCCCUCACACGGCCAAAUUUCACCUCUCUUCGCACCCGAAAAUGUGAAACGAGCGAGCGAGUGAGUGAGGUAGAUACAAGCCGUUUCGUACGUGUGGGUGGCGAUUUUGAUCUUUGUCGGUAAUAUUUAUUUGUGUGUUGUUCGUUUAUAGGAUAAGCUGAGAGAAAGAGAUAAGGGAUGAAGACUUGAAUAAGACUGACAAAAACCGUCUCCUCUUCCUCCUUUUUCUCGUUUUUCUGUCUAGGAUGUUUGAGGGCCAAUGUGGUGUGAAAGCGAAGGUAUACGCUCACGACAGUCAUGACUCAUGAAACUAGAAGAUCUCAACGCCCAAAAGUUUGAAUUAGUCGCGAGAACUGCUGUUCUAGAAGAAAGUAGAUACAACAUUUCCCAGUUCUUCAAAAAAAAGAGCUCGCUAACAAGAUGUCACGCGGAAAAGGUGUACUUGAUGCAUAAAGUCGUUUUGCUCCGCUUAUUGUUGACAAUGAUAAAAGCUCCGUUUUGUGAGCAUCGGAGUCUUACACUUUCGGAACGGCAAGAUAAUUCCUUUACAUUCACAUGAAUAUUCUUUUUAGAGCUCCAAAAGCGGUCAUCAUGUGUGAGCUCUAGAUCCAUUCCCUAUUCGUCUAGACGCUUACCGCGUGCGCUGAGAUCGAAACACAAAUUUGAAAGCGCAAAAACGGGCCUAUAAUAAUUAAUUCAAAACCGCUUCCUUCUCCAUUUUGCUUCCUCAUUCCACCAAAAGGGCAUGAGACAACUCAUUCAAUCACAGAAAGAAUAAAAAGAUAACAAGCUUUCUUUCUUUCCGAGGCGACGGAAAGGAUGCGGCAAUCCGAAUGAUUAAUGACACCUCAAAGUCUUCCAUCCAACUUUUUGAUUAAUAUGGCACCAAGCCUGAAGAGACAGACGGAUAGGAUCAAAAGUUCCAAUUGAAAAGUUUUCAGGCGCCGUCUAGCAUGCCGCCCUUCCACGGACCUCGAAGUCGAAUGGGAAGAUGGGCAUCUUAUGCUGACGAUAAAGUCCAAUAAUUCAAUGAGGUGGGUCAUGACGGAGACAAGUGGCCGCCCGAAAAAUAGUGUUUAUAGUUGCGUCGCAACAGAUUUGGCGACAAUUGGAGAAACACCGGCGAUAAGACUAGAACCCGAUGUGAAACUAGAGAUACCGUAUACAAAUUUCUUCGUAGAAUGUAAAGAGCUGAACGGAAGGAGUUUGUACAGGAAAUCAUUCUUCAACUAUCACAAAGAACAAGCCACUAUCAACUUCGAGCCCAUGGAAUCCACACCGGUAAUCUUAACCUAUUCCGCAAAAGGUUUUAGUAGCAUUUUUCAGACAAGCCCGUCAAUAGCAGUGCUCUUUUUCAAGUCCAUCUCCCACGCUCAGCUUCAAAGAGAAUUCCCGAAAAGUCUUAGGUCUUCCCGAAGAUUUGGCUUCUUUGAGUUUUCAAUGUUCAACAAAAUGUCCGACAAUAUCACUGAUAUUGUAAAUGGCACAUUUUACCAUAAGGAGGUCAGACAUACUGUUGGACAGUAUAUGAGAAGUACGUGAACUUAAAGCCAGCCGAUUUUCAUGUCUAACGUUUCAGAUGAAAGAUACUGUAAAGUGUUCACGAACACUAUUCGCACUGGCAUCAAGUCUGAUUACGAUCUUUCACACUGGAUGCGAAGCCUGGCGACAGAUUCCUGCUCUGACGAGAACGUGUGUAUUUUGAACUGAUCGUAGCGGCGGAUAACCGAUUUCGUUUUCCAGAGUGUCGCCGAACGUCUUAUCGAGGAGUGGGCACGCUUUUCGAUCGAAAACACAGAGCGAUGCUAUCUGUCGCACAUCUUUGUCAACAACACAAUCUGGUCCAAGUCUCUGGAUGACACUUUGAGGUUUGAUCAUCAUCACUCACCUUUAAACUCUUUCAUUAUUUUACAGUAAUGUCCUAGAACAAUUCGAACUCAAUGAGAUUUUCAAGAAGACUCUUGUUGUGGUGGUUUCUGCUGAAGGAAUCCCAGUCGGGUAUGCAACCAUUCUAGAGUUUUUUUUUUCAAUUUUCAAAAUUUCUAGACAAUUUGGAAACUCUUACACCGGAAAGGUCGAAGAAAGGAAUCCGAUUCUCUUGGCUCAUGUGCCGGACAAACUGCGAAAAAUCUAUCCGGAUCACAUUUUCCACAUGGAACAGAACCAAAACAAGUCAGUUCCUUCUUCUUCUUGUUCCCUCAUUUCAUUUUUUCUGUCACUGUUUUCUUUUGUAUUGAAUAGAAUAGAGGUGAUCGUUGAGGUUUUAGGCUUAUCACCCACCAGGAUGUUUUCGAUCUCUUCUACAGUUUCGCUCGUUUAUCGAAAGAUCAGGCGAUAGUGGUAGCCGACGAGGAAUUCAUGGAUUGGAAGAAAGAGCAUAGUGAGCCAGUUUAGAGAAAAAUCAGCAAGCAACGAACAUUCUAGAGCGUGGAAUUUCGCUCUGGCAAACGUUGGUUCCGGAUAACAGAACAUGCUAUCAUGCGAACAUUCCCGAUGAAUUCUGUCUUUGCAUGGAGAACAAAAUCGAGGUGGAAAAGGCUUAUAAUCAGUGAGAAUUGUCAUUACCAUUGGAUUAUAUCAGCAUUCACUACUUGUAGGACGUAUGAAAUGGCAGCUAGACUAUAUGAAAAGAUGGAUGUUGAAAUUCUCGCGAACAGCUCUUGCAUUCAAGAAACGACGUGGGUCGCCGAGAAGAAUUACACCCAAGUGUUUAAUUUGAACGAGAAACUUUUGAAUGAAACGGACGAAUACGUGGACUUCUUCUAUUUCACAGUCAGAGCCUAUGCCAAAAAAUCCAAUAUGAGAAAGAAUGUGAGUAGUAGAGACCACCUCCCUUUAAAAAGUUGACAACAUUUUCUUUUCAGUUCUAUGUGAACGUGGUCGGGCAGUUCAAGCACAAUUUGAAAGAUGAUUACGAUAUAAAACAAUCGUAUCCAUACGUAACGGAUGGAACAAAAAGUUGGUGCAUGGCUGGAUAUAUGGACAGGUCAGGAACCGAAGGAAACUUUCAGAUGCUUUAUUUAUAAUGAGACUAUUAUAGGUUUUGCGAAAUGUGCCAUACUCAUUUCUUCAUGUCAUGA